Chenopodium quinoa (quinoa) is the source of this 1063-nucleotide messenger RNA. RefSeq names its product transmembrane protein 97-like. The record is from RefSeq and is a predicted model, not a curated record. NCBI's taxonomy places the organism in Eukaryota, Viridiplantae, Streptophyta, Magnoliopsida, Caryophyllales, Amaranthaceae. Gene Ontology annotation, cellular component: endoplasmic reticulum. The transcript has 2 exons. Bases 352 to 852 code for a protein of 166 amino acids.
AAAAAAAAAAAUCCAAUUCAAUAACCAUAUUGAUUGAGAAUUUGAAAUAUACGUAUUUAUAACACAACCCUCUUGGUCAUAAAUCUUGCACAUUUUUCUCCACGUUACAAGCACUAACACAAACUUGGAAAUUAAAACAAACAUGAACCCAACAUUCUAAACCACUUUCAAUAUAGAAUUCUCAACCAAAAACCCCAAAAACAUAAAUAAUUACCACCACCAUGUUCCUCUUAGAUCUAAACAAUUUAAGUCAAUUUCCUAUAAAUACCCAUAACACAUUUUCACAAUCACAUCACUCUCAAAAACACCCACAAUUCCCAUUUCAGAAAUUCAAUUCCAAAUCCUAGAAAAAUGGGCUGUGUUAUCAAACUCAUUGAUGCAAUUCUAUUACUGUUCUUCCUUUUAAUGUCAGUUGUUAUCCCAUUGUUUGAUGCCCAAAAUUGUUUGCCAAAUGAAUAUUAUCCUAAAGUUUUGGUAGAUCUAAAUUCAUGGUAUAGCAGUGAGUAUGGUGAUUAUUUGGUGGCUGAGAAGCCACAUUUCUUUGUGGGUCUUAUUUGGAUGGAAGUUCUUGUUCUUUGGCCAUUGUCAAUUAUCAAUCUUGUUGCUCUUAUUUCUUCUAAAUCGUGGUUUCGCACUACCUGCUUGAUCUAUGGAUCCUCCGUCGCCACCUCCAUGGCUGCAAUACUUUCUGAACUCUUGAGCUCAGGCAAAGCAUCAGAUAAGUUGAAAAUGGUGUACUUCCCAUUCAUGGGCUUCGCUGUGUUGGCGAUUCUACGUGGUUUGCUUCCAUCAUCAUGCAAGCCUGCAGCUGUCGGCAAAAAUACUGCAGCAGGUAGGAAGAAGAGGGCUUGAAGUUACUAGCAUUGCAACUACAAUUUUACCUUUCUGUGGUCCAUUGGAUGAUAUUCUUCCCAUUCUUGGUCCUGUGCUACAAUUAGAAAGCUCCUUUUUGAGCCUUGAUCACAAUUACUUGUCUAAUGAUCAGAAUUUUGUAUUCCUACAAUUAUUUUGAUGGCCGUUGUUCUACAGAUUUGAUUAUUUAUCACUUUCUCUUCUCUUCUUC